AUGCGUCAAUGUUCAAAAGUAUCAUUGUUCAGUUCGUCAAUAGAAAUUGAAGCAAGCGGACGCAAAAUGAAAAGGAGCAUUGGUUUAAUACUGGUUUGGCACUUCUUGAGCGCAAUCGAUUUUUCGUAUUCAAAAAUCGUGAAUUGUAGUUAUAUCAAUGGUAAAACUGAUUCGGUGGAACUAAGUUGCAAAAGUGAUUUUAGCCUACGCGGGUUUUAUAAUCGUGCUUACGACAUUGAUUCUGAUGAAGAAGACUACGCACCAUUCCAUGAAGAUACUUCGAUUCGAAACGGUGAAUGCUAUUCCGAUCUGUUCAACAGUGAAUCAAAAGAGGAAAAUCGCCUCAACGUUAAACUAUUGAAAGUGUCCGCUCAUUGUGGACAAAGUAAAAGUUUGAGUGAUCAAUUUCCGAAUAUCCGUGAACUGGAUAUCUCAUCCAAUUCAAAUCUAGACCGUCUUCAAUCGUUCAAAAAUUUGGACAAGGUGAAUGCAUCGCACAAUAGAAUGAAGUCAUUGUCUUUGUUUAAUUUUAAUAGUCUACCGAGCUUGUAUGAAGUGGAUUAUUCCUAUAAUGGUAUCGAGCUAAUUUAUGGAAAAAUUGAUGAAAAUGCAUUGAUUGCUAUAGUUAACAUUUCGCAUAACGAAUUGGAAUCCUUCCAAGAAGAUGAUUUUGGAACAAUGACAAAGCUGAAAGUAUUGGACUUAAGUUACAACAAAAUAGCCUACAUUCAAUUGAAUUUAUUUCAAAGUAACACCAAUUUGGAAGUGCUGCGCCUUGAUAAUAAUCCAAUGAAGGUAUUCGAUUGUCAUUUCCUUUCACCGAUGAAGAAUCUAGCAUCCGUGACUAUGACAUUGGACAAAAUUGAGCAAAUCGAUUUGAAUUGCAAGGGAUGCACCAUUGGCCUAGUCCCAGACAACAUAAAUGAAACUAUUAUUCGUUUGGCGGGAGUCAAAAAUGUGUUACGCUUCAAUAAUGACUAUUUCAAAAAGUUGGCCUAUUUUAUGAUGGCUGAGAGUGAAACCGAAAAUAUUUCGCAGAUAAUUGAACUGCUGCCGUCAUCCUUACAACUAUUGGGAAUUGGAUCAAGCAAAUUGAACGAACAGAAUGUCAACAUCAUCGAAAGAUUCAACAAGUUGGAACAACUCAUUUUGAUGCAUUCAAAUAUGACCGAUUUGGAGCCAAAUAUAUUCUCGCAUCAAAGCGAAUCUCUAAAAUUGCUCGACCUUUCGAAUAAUCAUUUGAGAAUAAAUAAUCCAACGGCAAUAUUUGCACCAUUGAAAAAUUUGCACACGUUUGUAAUUUCAAACGCUCAUCUCGAAAAUAUCCAUGAAGUUCUACAGGCAAUUACACCAUCCGUUAUCCAUUUGGAUGUAUCCUUCAACUAUGUGGGAAAAUUGGACGUCACAACAUUUCAACGUUUCACCAAUUUGCAAUUUCUCAAUUUGAGCCACACAAAUCUAUCGAACUUUGGAUUCAACACAUUUUAUCAUCAAACCAAAUUGCGUUCGCUCGAUCUUUCUUAUAAUCAACUCAAGAAAGUUGAUUUCACUCUGUUUGUUCGCAGUUUUCUUGAUCUCACUCAUUUGUACUUGGAAGGCAACAAUUUAUCAGAGAUCAAAACUAUAACUGCAGUUGUUUUUCCGAAGCUCUCGACGUUGGCUGUAUCGAAAAAUCAACUGUCCUGUCAUGAUUUAGCGGCAUUUCUGCAUCAAUGGAAAGAUUUAAAAGUCAUUGGCAAUCCAACGAAUCAAACAAAUAUUAAUGGCAUCGACUGCGAUCCAAAUGCUGCAGAGGAAACAACGAAAAAGAUGGAAAAGGUGAAUGGCGUACACAUUUUGACGCCAUCUAAACAAGAAAUCAUUGUAACACACACCGAGUCGCACAUAACUAAAUAUUCGGUAUUGUUUUUAUGCGUGAUUUGCUGCGGAUAUUUGGUGGUGAAAUCAAAACUUAUUCCACGAAUCAGGGAGAAACUGGCAAAGAAUCCACUUGCAACCAAUGGAAGGUGUCAACCAGCCACAUCGACAUUAGUACUUAUGGAGCAAGAAAACUUAUGAAAAUGGAAAUGGAACAACAACGCUUCAGAAUGACAGAAUAUGAUGAUUCAAAGGAGUAUUUUUUUCAAUCUUCCAAUUUUUUACGUGCUAACAUCAUUGAGAAAUCCUUUUAAACAGAGUACAUAAACGAGACAUCGGCUGUUGUAUUGGCAGCCAGCUAUUCAUCGCAGGAAUGAGAUUUUUGUCUUGUUCAUUUACCGACAUUCGUCAACAAGUCUGCCACUGUGUCACUACAUAGCAUUAUAGGCCAUAAGAAAUGUGUAUAGACGAAAAUUUUCGCCAUUUAGUUUUACAUUGCCAAUACAUUAGUCAUAGAGAUUUUUGUUUUGUUUAUUUUUUGUUGUUUGUAAACGAAUCUGCAUAUCUUUUUUGCAUUGCCACUGUAAAUAGUAAAAAAAUGUGUUUUGAUACGUCACCUAGAGCACAAGCAGACCGAUGUAUGAUAAUAAAAAUUUGUGAAACAAUUUUUUUUCAGUGACAAUAAAUUUUCUUUGAAGUAAGAAA
This is a messenger RNA of Sitodiplosis mosellana (orange wheat blossom midge), 2562 nucleotides long. Its product is annotated as protein artichoke-like. The transcript has 2 exons. NCBI's taxonomy places the organism in Eukaryota, Metazoa, Arthropoda, Insecta, Diptera, Cecidomyiidae. The coding region runs from base 1 to 2058 and encodes 685 amino acids. Gene Ontology annotation, molecular function: protein binding. The record is from RefSeq and is a predicted model, not a curated record.